Molecule: messenger RNA, 1254 nt
Organism: Telopea speciosissima
Lineage: Eukaryota; Viridiplantae; Streptophyta; Magnoliopsida; Proteales; Proteaceae
Product: 1-aminocyclopropane-1-carboxylate oxidase homolog 1-like
Exons: 4
Coding region: 67-1164 (365 amino acids)
Source: RefSeq, a predicted model, not a curated record
CUCCUUGACCGGAGAAGACUUGGAUUUUGCCAUUUUUCCUAAACAGCAAUAAGAAGAAGGGUGCAGAUGACGAUCGGUGCUACCAACGGUGACCAUGAGUAUGAUCGGGCGACCGCGGUGAAGCAAUUCGAUGAGUCUAAGAUCGGAGUUAAAGGUCUUGUGGACUCCGGCGCCACCACUAUCCCUCCUUUCUUCAUCCACCCACCCGAAGCCCUCCCCAUUUCCACUUCCUCCACAGCUCCUCCCGUCUCCGAACUAAUCCCCGUCGUCGAUCUGACCGGCGUCGAUUCCGACCGUCGAUCUCGCAUUGUGGAACAAAUCCGAAAUGCCUCUAGAGAGUUCGGCUUCUUCCAGAUCAUCAACCAUGGCGUCCCCUCCGACGUUAUUAACAGCACGAUCGACGCCAUCAAAGCGUUCAACGAGCAGCCAACGGAGGUGAAGUCUCAGUACUAUACUCGGGACAUGGGUCGCGGCGUGUUCUUCGCCACCAAUUUCGAUCUCUACAAAUCCAAGGCCGCAACCUGGAGGGACACGGUUCAUGUGAGGUUCAGCCCCACCGCUCCUGAAAUCGAGGAUAUUCCGGAGAUAUUACGGAGAGAGAUCCUGGAGUGGGAUCAGCACACAAGACGGUUGGGAGAGGUUCUGAUGGAGACCCUGUCGGAAGGGCUGGGUGUUAAGUCGGAGAGGUUUAAGGAGCUAUCGUGUUUGGAAGGGAGGGUGAUGGCGGCCCAUUAUUACCCCUACUGCCCUCAACCUGAUCUAACGUUGGGAAUUGAGUCUCACACUGAUCCGGGAUUAUUGACUGUGCUGCUGCAGAACCAUAUCGGAGGGUUGCAGGUGAAGCACGAUGAUGAGUGGUUGGAUGUGAAACCCGUACCUGAUGCUCUUGUCAUCAACAUCGGCAACAUUCUCCAGAUUUUUUCGAACGAUGAAUUCAAGAGCGUAGAACAUCGUGUGUUAGCGCAUAGUUGCCGGGAGCCACGAAUCUCGAUUGCCAUUUUCAUGGAUCCAGGUAAGAUGGAGCAGUUGUAUGGACCUCUGCCGGAGUUAACAUCGCCGGAGAAUCCAGCAGUAUUCCGGCAAUUUACGCUGGUGGAAUAUUUUAAAAGGUUUGUAACCAAGGAGCUAGAUGGCAAGUCACUGAUAAAUUUCUUCAGAUUGUGAGGGACCAUGAUUGUAUCAUGGAUGAGCCAUUACAAUAAGAAUUGAAUUGGAAUCAUGUAUCUCAUUUCUCAGGGAUUAAAUGGCUUAAAC